Messenger RNA from Armigeres subalbatus, 5004 nucleotides. It is a transcript of the gene sxc, whose product is annotated as UDP-N-acetylglucosamine--peptide N-acetylglucosaminyltransferase 110 kDa subunit. The coding region runs from base 378 to 3860 and encodes 1160 amino acids. The transcript is spliced from 9 exons. Gene Ontology annotation, biological process: protein O-linked glycosylation. Gene Ontology annotation, molecular function: protein O-acetylglucosaminyltransferase activity; protein binding. NCBI's taxonomy places the organism in Eukaryota, Metazoa, Arthropoda, Insecta, Diptera, Culicidae. The record is from RefSeq and is a predicted model, not a curated record.
UGUUUUCCUUCGCGUACGACAGCAUGGUUUGCGGAUUGCGUGGUGCAAAAGUUCUGAAAUAAAAAAAACUGAAUCGCAUUUAAAUUGAAAGUUCUAUCGAACAAAAGUGGUAAAUUAUCGCUGUAGUGUAUUUACUUUCAUUUGUGGCGAAGAAAAGGCUAGCGGUACAGAAAAAAUAAGUUUCCAUUUGUAAGCUGUUCCGAUAAGUAGUUCUUCAUAUUUUGUUUUUGGUGCUAUCCGGAAAAAGUGAAAUUCAAAACGUUUGUAACAUUUCAAAGAUUCGUGCGCGUCAAAACAAGUGCUUUUCGAGACCGUGUUUCCACGGGGGGGUUCAACCGAGCAGAGAAGAAAAAGUUGAUCCCGACAGUGACGUGACCAUGUCAUCGGUGCAAAUCGUGCUCGAUUCAUCGGACAUUGCAAAAUACCAGACCUAUCAAACAGUGUACUAUAUUGUGGCCGACAGUGGUGAAACCGGGCCGACUGCGGUGACGAUCGACGAUUGCCCAGCGGAAGUGUACCAAGUGCAAACCGUGAUCCCCGAGAUAAGUCCGGCCGAUUGUGGUGAUAGUGCUAUCGGAAUCAGAAAACGCAGGAAAAUUGAAGUGGUGCAGAAAAUGCAGGGUCAAAUUCCCGGCGCUCAGGCGGCGGCUCAGCCCUCGCCAGUGCCGCAGCAGAUCCAGGUCCAACAACAGCAACAGCAGCAACCCCAGACGGUGGUUAUUCAACAGCAGGCCCCGCAGCAGGCCAUUCAGGUCCAGGUCCAGCAGCAGCAGGUCGUCCAGAACAGUGUCAAAAUCGAUCAGAACCAACAGUUGUCGUCAGUCGGCCUACUGGAAUUGGCACAUCGCGAGUACCAAGCGGUGGACUACGAAAAUGCCGAACGCCACUGCAUGCAACUGUGGCGUCAGGAGAGCAACAAUACAGGCGUCCUGCUGCUCCUCUCGUCGAUCCACUUCCAGUGUCGGCGGUUGGAAAAGUCAGCCCAGUUCUCGACACUGGCCAUCAAACAGAACCCGCUGCUGGCCGAAGCAUACAGCAAUCUGGGAAACGUGUACAAAGAGCGUGGACAGCUGCAAGAAGCCCUAGAAAACUACCGCCAUGCCGUUCGGUUGAAGCCGGAUUUCAUCGACGGCUACAUCAACCUGGCGGCCGCGUUAGUAGCAGCUCGCGACAUGGAACAGGCGGUCCAAGCGUACGUCACCGCGCUCCAGUACAAUCCGGACCUUUACUGCGUGCGGAGUGAUUUGGGUAACCUGUUGAAGGCUUUGGGCAGGUUAGACGAGGCCAAGGCAUGCUACCUGAAGGCGAUCGAAACCAGGCCGGACUUCGCGGUGGCCUGGAGCAACCUGGGCUGCGUGUUCAACGCCCAGGGCGAGAUAUGGCUGGCGAUCCACCACUUCGAGAAGGCGGUCGCCCUGGAUCCGAACUUUUUGGACGCCUACAUCAACCUGGGCAAUGUGCUGAAGGAGGCGCGGAUCUUCGAUCGAGCGGUUGCAGCUUAUCUACGGGCCCUAAACCUUUCCCCUUACAAUGCGGUCGUGCACGGAAACCUGGCCUGCGUUUACUAUGAGCAGGGCCUUAUCGACUUGGCCAUCGACACAUACCGGCGAGCGAUCGAGCUGCAGCCGAACUUCCCAGACGCAUACUGCAACUUGGCUAAUGCACUCAAAGAAAAAGGUCAAGUUCAAGAGGCGGAAGAUUGCUACAAUACCGCACUGCGGCUCUGUCCGAAUCAUGCCGAUUCGCUCAACAAUCUGGCCAACAUCAAACGCGAACAGGGCUACAUCGAGGAAGCGACCCGACUCUAUCUGAAGGCACUGGAGGUCUUCCCCGAAUUCGCUGCGGCUCAUUCUAACCUGGCGUCGGUAUUGCAGCAGCAGGGCAAACUGAAUGAAGCCCUCCUACACUACAAGGAAGCGAUUCGCAUUCAGCCGACCUUCGCAGAUGCGUAUUCCAAUAUGGGAAACACGCUGAAGGAGAUGCAGGAUGUAGCUGGAGCGCUCCAAUGCUACACCCGAGCAAUUCAAAUCAAUCCAGCAUUUGCCGAUGCGCACAGUAAUUUGGCCAGCAUCCACAAAGAUUCCGGAAACAUCCCGGACGCCAUCCAGUCGUACCGAACGGCGCUGAAACUGAAGCCAGAUUUCCCCGAUGCGUACUGCAAUCUGGCGCACUGUCUCCAGAUUGUAUGCGACUGGACAGAUUAUGAGGCACGCAUGAAGAAACUGGUCGCAAUCGUCGCUGAUCAACUGGACAAGAACCGACUACCAUCGGUUCACCCACAUCACUCGAUGCUGUAUCCUCUGUCGCAUGAUUUCCGCAAAGCCAUCGCUGCUCGCCAUGCGAACCUAUGCUUGGAAAAAAUUCACAUCCUGCACAAGCCGCCAUACAAAUUCCUCCGCGAAAUGAGCGGACGGCUACGAAUCGGUUAUGUGAGCAGUGACUUUGGAAACCAUCCAACGUCCCAUCUGAUGCAAUCGAUUCCCGGCAUGCAUGACCGGUCACGGGUGGAAGUUUUCUGUUACGCUCUUAGUCCCGAUGAUGGUACCACGUUCCGAAGCAAAAUUUCCCGCGAAGCCGAACAUUUUAUUGAACUGUCCCAGAUUCCCUGCAACGGCAAAGCCGCUGACAGGAUCCAUGCUGACGGAAUACACAUUCUUGUCAACAUGAACGGUUAUACCAAAGGAGCGCGCAACGAAAUUUUCGCUCUGCGACCCGCACCUAUCCAGGUGAUGUGGCUGGGCUAUCCGGGAACAAGCGGAGCCAGCUUCAUGGACUACAUCAUAACCGAUACCGUGACGUCGCCUAUGGAACUGGCCGAUCAGUAUAGCGAAAAAUUGGCUUACAUGCCACACACUUACUUUAUCGGUGACCACCGGCAAAUGUUCCCUCAUCUGAAGGAACGACUUAUCAUGAGCAACAAGCAGCAAAGCAACCAACUGGUGGACAAUGUCGCAGUCAUCAAUGCGACCGAUCUGUCGCCUCUGGUGGAAAACACCGAUGUAAAAACAGUACGCGAAGUAGUGCUCGCACACAAGCCCGUUGAGAUUCAGCACAAAGUCGUAGAACUUCCAACCACCACACCGGUAGAGACGAUGAUCGCUUCCGGGCAGAUUCAGACCUCGCUGAAUGGGGUCGUGGUGCAGAACGGACUGGCCACUACUCAAACCAACAACAAGGCAGCAACCGGCGAAGAGGUCCCCCAGAACAUCGUCGUGACAACCCGGCAGCAGUACGGUCUGCCGGACGAUGCCGUUGUCUACUGCAACUUUAACCAGCUGUACAAAAUCGACCCGCACACAUUGGCCUCGUGGGUGCAUAUACUGAAGCACGUGCCCAACUCGGUCCUAUGGUUGCUCCGCUUCCCAGCGGUCGGUGAAACCAACAUCCAAGCGGCAGCGCAGCAGCUGGGCUUGUCGCCCGGAAGGAUUAUUUUCUCCAACGUUGCCGCCAAGGAGGAGCACGUCCGGCGGGGUCAGCUGGCUGAUGUCUGCCUGGAUACACCGCUGUGCAAUGGGCACACCACUUCGAUGGACGUCCUGUGGACCGGAACGCCCGUGGUCACACUUCCGGCGGAAACGUUGGCUUCAAGGGUUGCAGCAUCGCAGCUGGCAACACUCGGCUGUCCGGAGUUGAUUGCCCGGAGUCGCCAGGAAUAUCAGGACAUUGCCGUCAAGCUGGGCACCGAUAAGGAAUACCUGAAGGCGAUCCGGGCCAAGGUGUGGGUGGCCCGCAGCGACAGCCCACUGUUCGACUGCAAACAGUACGCGCAAGGCAUGGAGGCUGUGUUCUACAGGAUGUGGGAGCGGUUCGCGCGGGGUGAGAAACCCGACCACAUAUCGGCCAAAGAGAGCUCCAAGUAAGGAGGUAGUGGGGAGGGCUGAUGCUAUUUUAUAGGAGCAAACUGCUGUUUAUACUUAGGUCCACUUUUUAAUGUUCACAUUUUUUCAGUUGAAUGAAAUUUUUUAUUAGAUGCAGCGAUUGCUGUCAGAUUGAGUGGAACUAUGGAAGGGAUAAAAGUCCCUGUAAUUUGUGAAAACUUGACACUUGUUUGUAUCUAUAGAAAGCUUACAUCUUAUUUAAAUCGUAGUUGAUAAUAAAGUUAAGGAAUUGUAUGAAACUUACUGUAUCUUUGGCUAUAGAAGAUAGAGUUUGUUUGAUUAUUGUUAGUUUCAGCUGUGGAUAACUAAUACAGUGAAAUGGGCACAGAAUUAUUAAAAGUUGUUUUCCGCUAUUUUAAAUUACCUGAGGAAAUUUUCCAACACAGGAUUUAGCUUAAACGAUAAACUAUCAAUAUAUUUCUAUGAAUUAAUAAACAACUUGUAACAAUAAUUAGAAACACAAAUCGUUUUCGAUAACACAAUAAAAAGAUUGUUAAUGACAAGAAACUGUAAUAAAACAUAUUAAUAAAAAUGCAUUGCCCUUAGUCGAAUAUUGAAAAAUGUUGCAAUGCUUGCGUUCCUCGUACUGUACAUAGCACCAUCUUUAGAUUCUAGAGAGCGCAAAAUCGGAGCUGCGGCAUGGAAAGAGCCUAAAUCUAGAAAGAAGUAUAAUUUGAGUCAUUAGCAUAUCUUGAAAUUUGCUCUAGAAAACUUUGCAAGAGUGGGACCUUAUUGAUCCUCCUUUACUCAGCGGGUUAGCAAGCUAAACGUUGCAAAAACCCAAGUGCGUGAUUAAAACAGAACACAAGUUUGUCAAAUAAAACCGCUACAUAAAUAAUAAUAAUAAUUUGACAUGAAUGAUGAUAGUGACGAAUGAAAUAUGAAUGAGCCGAACACCGAUUCAGAAGCAUUACACAAGUUCACCCACACAACGGUGGAAUAUAACAGAAGACGAAGGAAGGCAUCGGUGGAAACUACUUUGUAAAUAGAAUUGUAAACCCCUCCCAAAAACACCAGCAAAGAAAAGUGUUUCAUACCCGCAAAUAACAAUUAUUUUCUGUGUAGAACAACAAGGACACAACUGUAUAAGUAAGUGAUUAGUGAGAAAUAAAUUCAUGUUACUUGA